Drosophila ficusphila is the source of this 2360-nucleotide messenger RNA. Its product is annotated as amidophosphoribosyltransferase. Gene Ontology annotation, molecular function: amidophosphoribosyltransferase activity. Gene Ontology annotation, biological process: purine nucleobase biosynthetic process; purine nucleotide biosynthetic process. The transcript has 3 exons. NCBI's taxonomy places the organism in Eukaryota, Metazoa, Arthropoda, Insecta, Diptera, Drosophilidae. The record is from RefSeq and is a predicted model, not a curated record. The coding region runs from base 615 to 2258 and encodes 547 amino acids.
GGCCUAAAAAAUAAAUAAACUUUGAACUUGAAAUGCAUGAUCGUGCUAAUUUGCUGAUAAUCUAAAGUCAUUCCCGAUUAAAAACGCACAUGAUUUGAGAUCAAUGUUAAAGAUGAUUUGAAGACUAGACGGACAUAAUGCGGUCAUUGAAUCUCCGCGAUGAUCAAAGCGAAAACGUGAGAACAAAAAUCCAGUGUUUAUUUGGUAUAUUUGGCAUAAAUCAACGGGGGUAUCAAAUUUUGUCCAGCAUGCGUUUUUCGAUGCGGUUGUGGAAGCUUCUCCCUCAACUCUCCCUCGCCGAGAUUGCAUUCCCAGCUCAGCUGAUAGUGACGAGUAUAUCAGCGGACCGACUUCCAUAUAUGUAUCGCCGAUGAUGAUAAUGAUGAUGAUCGGAGGUUUAAUUAGGCGCGGCUGUAACAUGAACAUUCAUAAUUCCGCUGGCAUUCAAUCAAUGCAGACGUGAACAAUUCCAGUGAUCAAGUAAUCGACUCAACCAGCGAUCUCGUGCAAAGUGAACAGUGUCUCAAUCCCGCCCAAUACAAUAAUUCCCACAAAAGGCGCCACACAAGAAAAAACACACUCAAAACAAACAGAUAAUUAAAUCCAGGAAAACCAUGGCGCAAAGUGAUUCGGGAAGUUGCUGUGCCAAGCUUGAAAAAGACGAGGUAUGCUGCCAGAAAGCUAAGGAUGUGGUUCCAAAAAAUAUAUCCCCCAAAAUUUUCCCUGACAAAGUCUACAAAUCCGUUCAACCAAAAGGAGAGGAUGCGACGGGAAUGACUUGCGAGUGUGGAGUUUUUGGAGCCAUCGCAUGCGGGGAUUACCCAACACAGCUCGACAUAGCCCAAAUGAUUUGCUUGGGACUGGUGGCACUGCAACAUCGAGGACAGGAGUCGGCGGGAAUCGUGACCAGCCUGGGAAAGUGCUCCAAGAACUUCAGCGUCCACAAGGGAAUGGGCAUGAUCAAUAAUCUCUUCAACGACGAGGCCAUCAGGAAGUUGAAGGGCAACCUGGGAAUCGGACACACUCGCUACUCCACGGCAGCAGCCUCGGAAGUGGUGAACUGCCAGCCAUUUGUGGUGCACACUGCCCACGGAGCACUGGCCAUUGCCCACAAUGGAGAGCUGGUCAACUGCGAGUCCUUGAGGAGGGAGGUCCUGGAGCGAGGAGUGGGCUUGUCCACCCACAGCGACAGUGAGCUGAUUGCCCAAUCUUUGUGUUGUGCUCCCGAGGAUGUUUCCGAGCACGAUGGACCCAACUGGCCGGCCAGGAUUCGCCACUUCAUGACCCUGGCUCCACUUUCCUACUCCCUGGUGGUGAUGCACAAGGACAAGAUAUACGCUGUUCGAGAUUCCUACGGAAACAGGCCUCUCUGCUUGGGUAAAAUAGUUCCUGUGGAUGCAGGACAUGCGAAUAUCAAUGAUCAACUGGCCGAAGGUUGGGUUGUGAGCAGCGAAAGUUGUGGAUUCCUCUCUAUUGGAGCCAGAUAUGUUCGGGAAGUGGAACCCGGCGAGAUUAUCGAACUCUCGAGGAAUGGUUAUAGAACCGUGGAUAUCGUAGAGCGACCGGAUUACAAACGCAUGGCCUUCUGCAUCUUUGAGUACGUUUACUUUGCCCGAAGUGAUUCCAUGUUCGAGGGUCAAAUGGUUUACUCAGCACGUCUGCAAUGUGGUCGCCAGUUGGCCAGGGAAUCUCCGCUGGAUGCUGAUCUGGUCAGUUCGGUUCCGGAAUCUGGAACAGCUGCUGCUCAUGGAUAUGCCAGAGAAUCGGGUUUACCCUUCGGAGAGGUUCUCUGCAAGAAUCGCUACGUGGGACGCACUUUUAUCCAACCAUCAACAAGAUUGCGACAGUUAGGAGUUGCCAAAAAGUUCGGAGCCUUGGCCCAAAAUGUUGAGGGAAAGAGAAUCGUACUGGUGGAUGAUUCUAUAGUAAGAGGAAACACCAUUGGACCGAUCAUCAAACUGCUGCGUGAUGCAGGAGCCACCGAAGUGCACAUCAGGAUUGCCAGUCCGCCACUCCAAUAUCCUUGCUACAUGGGCAUAAAUAUUCCGACUCGCGAGGAGCUCAUAGCCAACAAAUUGAAUGCCGAUCAGCUGGCGGAUCACGUGGGAGCGGAUAGUCUGGCCUACUUGAGUGUGGAGGGAUUGGUGAAGGCCGUUCAGAUGAACAAGGCUCACGUGAAUCCACUGAAAGCUGGUUACUGCACCGCCUGUCUAACGGGCGAGUAUCCUGGCGGAUUGCCCGAGGAGCUCAGCUGGUAGACUCACAGGAUCUUCAAUUCUCUUAGGAUUAGCGUAGUUGUUAGCUUGAGUGUAUAAACAAAUAUAUAUUUAAACAUCAGGGUCUUUGACCCAACACAAAAA